AUGAAAUACCUCAAUUACGACUUUAUUGCACCUACACAUUUACAUUACUUGAAGAGUUAUCGUUAUAAGGGUACAGAUCAGUCCCUCUUAUACAAUUACAUACUUUCACCUUUGGCUGAAUUCUGCCUUAGAUUUGUACCUAUGAAUGUUGCGUAUUUGAAUUUGUUUCAACAUUAAUUUUUAGACCUAAUGUAUUAACGUUGAUGGGAUUAGCAUGCAUAAUCUUGUCUCAUAUACUUUUCUUUUUUGUCAUGGGUGACAACUUUGCAGGAUUCAUACCGAAUUGGUUGCUCUGGUUCACAGCUUUCUUGCAUAUGCUUUAUAUGGUAUAUAUGUAUAUUAAGCAAGAAUUUCGACAAUCUGGAUGGAAAGCAAGCAAGGAGAACAAGUAUAAAUAAAAUAAUUGUUUAUAAGAAAAUUCCUCACCUCUUGGAAUGAUUUUGGAUCACAAUUUUGAUUCUAUGAUAAUUUUACUCUAGGGUAUUGAUCUACUAUUUAUGUUCUUCAAAUAGGCACAAGUAUGACUACAGCAAUGCAAUUUGGCAAUACAAUUUUCUCUGUCAUCCUAUACAUAAUUCCCUCUGUACCAUUCUAUAUAAUUGCUCAUGAAGAAUAUUAUACUCAUGAAAUGAAUUUACCAAUCAUAAAUGCAGCUGCAGAAGGUACAGUAAGUGUGGCUGUAGUCUUUGCAGCAACUGCAUACUAUGGUAUUAUUCAACACUUAUUUAGGAUGUGAUAUGUGGGUCCAAAAAUUACCUUGGUUCUUCGAUUUUCAAAUCAACCAAUUUGUUAUGCUUAUGUUUAUAUUUUCUCUUAUUAUUACUAUGCCUGCAGUGUAUUAUUUUUAUAUUAUUUUUAGUUUCCUAAAAAUUAAAAAGUUUACAUCCAUUUCAUCUUUAUUUAAGUAGCUUAGAUAUUUUAUCUUUUUUAAUGUUGUUAUUCUUUACAGCAUUUUAUUUUCUCAAACUAAUGUAAUCUAGAAUCAUGUAAGGGCUUAUAUGUACACUAUUGGAUUUACUAUGUCCAAAGCAGUUGGGGUUGUAGCACUUAAUCAUGUUAGCAAUUAAGAAUUACCAGAAUAUUUAAAUUCAAUUUAUAUCUUUGUUGUCAUUUUACUUAAUACUAUCUCAGGUUAAAUACUUGGACAAAAUUUUAUUAAUGAAGGAUGCUUAAUUUAAUUUACUGCCACUGUAGCUUUUUUAAUCCAUAUACAUUUCCUCUACAACAUAGCAAGAUAGAUAUCAGAGACACUCAACAUCAAAAUUUUUUAAAUCAAUUCAAUAAACAAAUGA
Molecule: messenger RNA, 1292 nt
Organism: Paramecium sonneborni
Lineage: Eukaryota; Ciliophora; Oligohymenophorea; Peniculida; Parameciidae
Source: the annotation of a GenBank genome assembly